AUGCAUUGGACAUGCAAGUUAAUUUCAGAUGGUCAGCUUCGCAGCUUGCUAAGGGCAUCUCAAUUGGUGGAAUUUAUGAUGAUAGUGGACAGUCGUGUGGAGGGGGAUGAGAUGCCUCCUGCAGUGAACAUGGAUUGCGAGGGCAUUCCUAAUGAAGUGCCAGUUGUUAAGAAGAAGAUGGAAUUUGAGGGAUUUGAAUGGGUAGAAGUACCACAAUAUGGAGAAACCAUAGCAGAGCCACCAAUGCCUGAAGAGGAGGAGAAGGAGCACUUCAUGACUGUUGGGUGUGACCCUGAUGGGGAUGAGCCAACCGGAGUAGAUGAAAAGUGGAGAUACUUCAAACCAGUUGAUGUUGCCGUUAAUGAUACACAGCCAACAGAAAAAUAUUAA
This is a messenger RNA of Miscanthus lutarioriparius, 390 nucleotides long. NCBI's taxonomy places the organism in Eukaryota, Viridiplantae, Streptophyta, Magnoliopsida, Poales, Poaceae. The record is from the annotation of a GenBank genome assembly.